AUGGACGCCGAACACUUCACCAACCCAACAAGGAACUUCCCUAGAAAGCGGUGCGGCGUCCUUGGCGCAACCGGCUCCGUGGGACAACGCUUCAUACUACUGCUUGCUCUUCAUCCUCACUUCAGCCUCACUGUUGUCGGCGCGAGUUCUCGCAGCGCCGGCAAGAAGUACAAAGAUGCCGUGAGAUGGAAGCAGAGCUUGCCCAUGAGCAAAGAGCUGGGCGAGCUGGUUGUCACAGAAUGUCGCCCUGAAGAAUUUGUGGGAAAUUGUGAUCUGGUGUUCAGUGGCCUGGAUAGCGAUGUCGCUGGAGAAGCUGAGCAAGCGUUUGCGAAAGCAGGCCUGCCCAUCUUUUCGAAUGCGAAGAACUAUCGACAAGACCCAAUAGUGCCACUAGUUGUGCCCACAGUCAACUUGUCACACCUCAAGCUUAUACCGCACCAAAAGAAGCAGCUCCAGUAUACGUCAGGGUUCCAAGUAUGUAACUCAAAUUGCGCGGUCAUUGGCAUUGUCAUACCGUUCGCUGCGCUUCAGGCUCGUUUCGGGCCGAUCUCUGCAUGUUCCGUAGUCACACUACAGGCUGUGUCUGGGGCUGGCUAUCCGGGUGUGAGUAGUAUGGACAUCAUCGACAACAUCGUACCGUACAUCCCUGGCGAAGAGGAUAAGUUGGAAAAGGAAGCGAGGAAAAUACUGGGUGGCAUUAGCGGCGAUGCAACGGCCUUCCAGGUGCAGGACGACCUCAAAAUCAGUGGGACAUGCACGCGCGUGCCAGUCUUAGAUGGCCACACUGCCUGCGUAUCUCUCUCAUUCCAGAAACGACCAGCGCCAGGCGCCGAGGAGGCCAAACAGGCGAUGAGGGAGUAUGUUUCUGAGGCGCAGCAUCUGGGCUGUCCAAGCGCACCUAAGCAGGCGAUUGUAGUGAUGGAAGAGCCGGAUCGGCCGCAGCCACGGUUAGAUCGAGAGACAGAUCGGGGCUAUGCGGUCAGUGUUGGCCGAGUACGGGAGGACGAGGGAGGGAUUUUCGACCUCAAAUUCGUUGCGUUGAGUCACAAUACCAUUAUUGGUGCGGCAGGGAGCAGUUUGUUGAACGCGGAAGCUGCGGUAUUGAUGGGGUAUCUCUAGCAGACUGACGGGUGAUUACGAGAGUGUCU
Molecule: messenger RNA, 1148 nt
Organism: Baudoinia panamericana UAMH 10762
Lineage: Eukaryota; Fungi; Ascomycota; Dothideomycetes; Mycosphaerellales; Teratosphaeriaceae
Exons: 3
Coding region: 1-1119 (372 amino acids)
Biological process (GO): L-threonine biosynthetic process
Molecular function (GO): aspartate-semialdehyde dehydrogenase (NADP+) activity; NADP binding; NAD binding
Source: RefSeq, a predicted model, not a curated record